CGGGUCCUUUAUCUCCGCUCCCAGGAGUCCUCGUCCUUCCUACAGGCAUUUGGCGCGGCUGUCUCUUCUCCCGAACAGUCGUCUGGCAAGCAGACGAAUCAGCCACAAUCGGGGUCUACGCACCCGGUCGGGCAGCAUACAUACCCGGUCGAGCAGUAGCGACAGUUUGGUGCUCCACAGCGCGGACGAGGUCGCGGUCGCGGCAGAGGGUCGCGGUCGCGGCAGAGGCCGCGGAGGCAGGGGCGCGGUCGUGGACACAACUGGGGCGAGCCAUGGGUGUAGGACCUAGUAGCGGGACAACAGCAAGUAGGAACCGGAUAGGAGCACCUCAUGGGAGCACGGGGCAUGGCGGGCCAAGUACAAGCAACGUGCCAUCCGUGAACCAAGGCAAGACCCAAGCUAGGGUCUAUGCGAUGACGGAGGCGGACGCACGUGCUAACCCGGACUCCGUUGCGGGUAAUUCCUUGAACUCACAUUUUAAACUAUGAUAUGCAAUAGGAGGAUUGAACUUGUAAAUUUAUAACCCCGGCGGGUUUUGUCGGGUUUGAAGGGGAAAGGGGGAGGAGAAUCCUCGCCCUGGGCGAAUGCCGCCCGACUUUGACGAAAGCCGCCCGGCUUUCGUCUUGACUUAUUGGAAAAAAUACUACGGCGCUCGAUGCCGGCCGGCUUUCGUAGGAACAGGCCGGCUUUCGUAAAUGAUUAAUCCGGGGAAUUUCUCGCAGCUGAAAACCGACCGGCUUUCGUAGAAACCGGCCGACAUUUGUAAUUAAGCACCUGAAUAAACUGCGGCGCCAAAAACCGUCCGGCUUCAGUGAAAGCCGCCCGGCAUUCGUUGAGCCUGGGGAUUCCUGCGCUGUUGAAACCCGGCCGGGUUUCGUAGAAACCGGCCUGCUUUGAAACCCAUUUUAUGAAUAAAACGAUGGCGACGAAAACCGGCCGGCUUUCGUGAUUUAUGUACGAGGAAUUUUUCUCGCAGACGAAACCCCACCGGCUUUCGUGAAAAGCGGCCGGCUUUUCCCCUGUUAAUGCACAAGGUCGGUUUUCGAGGGUGAGAACCGAGCGGGUUAUGACGGGACGUUGAACGACUACCAUCUGAACCGUAGUUGGUACAUUCUUUAACCAAAGAAGCAAGUCUAUACUUGGUAGUGUGUCUUACAUCGCUUAUGAAUGUAGGAACACUAAAGAUAAACGGGAGAGAUGCAAGAAUCCUUAUUGAUACCGGGGCGCAACGAUCAUUUGUGAGUGAGGCGUUUGCCGGGGGAUUCAAUGAACCGCUUGUACCGAUGACUCAAACCCUACUGGUGUCCACACAUCUAGGGGAUGAUAUCGAAAGAAAUAGCCACUAUCCAUCGUGUGAGGUGGAAGUGGAGGGCCAAACAUUGACGUGUGAUUUUGUACUGCUGAGUAUGAUCGAGUUCGAUGCAAUCCUAGGAAUGGAUUGGCUUGAGAAACAUCAUGCUAGGGUCGAUUGCUACACAAAGGUUCUUGAACUUGAAAGCGGUGAAGGACUUAACUUACGCCUUGAGGGAGAUAGAGACAAAUCAAACAGUUAUAUCAUAUCCGUCGUGAGGGCGAGGAAUAUGAUGAGAAAGGGAUGUCAUACAUAUCUAGCAUACGUGGUGGACAAAACCAAAGAAGAGGUAGACAUCAAUGAUGUGAGAAUAGUGUGCAAGUAUCCGGAUGUCUUCCCAAAAGACUUGCUGGGACUUCCACCCGAUAGGGAGAUUGAGUUCGUGAUCGAGGUUGAACCCAGCACCAAACCAAUCUCUAUACCGCCAUACAGAAUGGCACCCGCUGAACUUAAUGAGUUGAAAACCCAAUUGCAAGAGCUAUUGGAUAACGGUUUCAUAAGGCCGAGUCACUAUCCGUGGGGAGCACCGGUCCUUUUCGUGAAAAAGAAAGAUGGAACACUUCGAAUGUGCAUUGACUACCGUCAGCUGAACAAGGUCACAAUCAAGAAUAGGUAUCCCUUGCCUAGGAUUGAUGAUUUGUUUGAUCAGCUCCGAGGAGCGAUGGUGUUUUCGAAGAUUGACUUGAGGUCGGGGUACCACCAACUGAAGAGAAAGGAGGAUGACAUACCGAAGAGUGCAUUCCGCACAAGGUAUGGUCAUUUCGAGUUCCUAGUUAUGUCGUUCGGGCUAACCAACGCCCUGACGGCAUUUAUGGACUUGAUGAACCGAGUAUUUCAUAAAUACUUGACCGGUUUGUGAUUGUGUGCAUAGAUGAUAUCUUGAUUUACUCUAAGAGUGAAGAAGAGCAUGAGGAGCACUUGAUACUUGUCCUUGAGACACUACGGGAGAAGCAACUCUAUGUCAAGUUUUCCAAAUGUGAAUUUUGGCUAAGGGAGAUUUGCUUUCUCGGGCAUGUGGUUUCGGGAUCAGGGAUUGUCGUGGAUAACAAGAAAAUUGAGGCCAUUACUGAAUGGGAAAGGCCAAAGAACGUCAAGGAAAUUCAUAGCUUCCUUGGAUUGGCAGGGUAUUACCGAAAGUUCGUGGAGAAGUUCUCAGUUUUGGCAUCGCCAUUGACAAAGCUCACUCGAAAAGGGGCCAAGUUUGUAUGGGAUGACCGGUGUGAGAAGGGAUUCCUUGAACUGAAGAAGAGAUUGACCGAGGCACCGGUACUUGCAUUACCCCGACAGGGUAUGGGGUACGAUGUUUAUAGUGACGCGAGCAUCCAAGGGCUUGGAUGUGUCUUGAUGCAGAAUGGGAGGGUGAUUGCCUAUGCUUCACGACAGUUGAAGAAGCAUGAGGUAAAUUAUCCUACUCAUGACUUAGAGCUAGGGGCAGUGGUAUUUGCAUUGAAGAUUUGGAGACAUUAUCUCUACGGGGAAACAUGUCAUAUAUACACUGACCACAAAAGCCUGGAAUACGUGUUUACUCAGAAAGAGUUAAACAUGAGAUAGAGACGGUGGAUGGAGUUGAUAAAAGACUACCAUCUAGUUAUCGAGUACCACUCCGGUAAAGCCAACGUGGUAGCGGAUGCCCGAUUGGAGGUAUCUAGCGAUGGUGCCUUGUUAGCUAGAUUCGAGGUGAGACCUACAUUACUUGAUGAAAUCAAGAAGGGUCAAGAAACUGAUGAAGAGCUUAUGAAGGUCCGUGAACGCAUGCUAGCGGGACCGGUUGAGGAUUUCAGGGAAAGAGACGAUGGUCUCUUAUUAUUUCGUGACCGAAUGUGUGUACCGUCAGAUGAUGGGCUCCGAAAGUCCAUCUUAGAGGAGGCUCAUUCAUCCGGGAGGCACGAAAAUGUAUCGUGAUUUGAAAGAAAGUUACUGGUGGUCGGGUAUGAAGAGAGAAAUAGCCGAGUACAUCAGUAGGUGUCUUACUUGUCAGCAAGUUAAGGCAGAACAUCAGCAUCCAACUGGGUUAUUACAGCCACUUUCCAUUCCCGAAUGGAAGUGGGAACACGUGACUAUGGAUUUCGUGGUGGGGCUGCCACGGACGAUUAAGAACUAUGACGCCGUAUGGGUUGUGGUCGAUAGGCUCACGAAGAGUGCACACUUUCUACCUAUCAACACCACCUAUGCACUGGAGAGGUUAGCCAAGUUGUAUGUGGAUGAGAUCGUGAGACUACAUGGGGUUCCGAUAACCAUUGUAUUCAAUAGAGAUCCGCGAUUCACAUCACGAUUUUGACCGAAGUUCCAAGAAUCUAUGGGAACAAAGUUGAAAUUCAGUACAGCUUUUCAUCCACAAACGGAUGGGCUAUCCGAGCGAGUUAUUCCGAUAUUAGAGGAUAUGCUGAGAGCUUGUGCAUUGGAGUUCCAAGGGAGUUGGGACAACAAUUUGGCACUUGUGGAGUUUGCCUAUAAUAACAGUUAUCACGCGAGUAUAGGCAUGCCUCCAUACGAGGCAUUAUAUGGGAGGAGGUGCCGUACACCUUUGUGUUGGGAUGAGGUUGGCAUGGCCAAACUCGAGAGCACAGAACUGAUGGAGAUCACCAAGUCAAAGGUGAAGAUGAUUGAUGGCUCCAUUCAGUUACCCCCUGCUUAUUCCAUAGAUGCUCUUAACCAUCAAACUCCCAAUCUCGAUUUUUCUACUUGGUUGAGAAUUGAUCAAAGCAUCCGUUCAUGGUUAUUUGCAACCCUAUCUAGGGAUGUUCUUAUUGAUGUGCGUGAUUUAAAACAUUCAUAUGAAAUUUGGGAGCGGUUAGAGUCUUGGUUUAUGUCUGCCAGUUUAGCCAGAUCUAUGGAAUUAAAGCGCUUAUUUAAUCAAAUUAAAAAGAAACCUUAUCAGUCCAUGGAUAAUUAUUUGCGAGAAAUUAAAACAUUAGCUGAUGAUUUUGCCACAAUCAAUUGCCCUGUGCCUCCUCGUGAAAUUUUAAAGACUACUAUUAUGGGACUGGGACCUGAGUAUGAAUCUUUAUUCACUGCUGUGUCAUUAUUUGGACAAAAUUUCCCGUUUGAGACUCUCCGUAAUCAUCUUCUUGAGUUGGAGCAGCGGGCCCUUUAUCUCCGCUCCCAGGAGUCCUCGUCCUUCCAUCAGGCAUUUGGCGCGGCUGUCUCUUCUCCCGGACAGUCGUCUGGCCAGCAGACGAAUCAGCCACAUUCGGGGUCUACGCACCCGGUCGAGCAGCAUGCAUACCCGGUCGAGCAGCAGCGACAGUUUGGUGCUCCACAUCGCGGAUGAGGUCGCGGUCGCGGCAGAGGUCGCGGUCGCGGCAGAGGCCGCGGAGGCAGGGGGCGCGGUCGUGGACAGCAGCAGCAGGCAUAUUGGUACUCCCAGGGGCAGUCACUUUAUUACCCCGGAGGGGGUGGUCAGCCGAGUACACCUGCAGAGGGUGUGACAUCUACGGGCUUGCCAUCAGAUGAGGGUAUUCUUGGGUCUGUUCCCCAUCCUGUUAUCUGUCAAAUUUGCUUUUCUGCAGGUCAUUCAGCCAUUAAUUAUCCUUCUCGUUUCACACAACCGUCCGCCCCUGCUCUAUUGACUACUCCCAGUGACACUACUCCUGCCCUAUGGUUUCCUGAUUCAGGAGCCUGUGCUCAUAUGACUGCAUCUGAAGGUAUUUUAGUUAAUAAAUCUCCCUACAUCGGCUAUAAUUCCGUUAGUGUUGCUAAUGGUGCCCAUCUUCCCAUUUGUCAUGUUGGU
Molecule: messenger RNA, 5081 nt
Organism: Cuscuta europaea
Lineage: Eukaryota; Viridiplantae; Streptophyta; Magnoliopsida; Solanales; Convolvulaceae
Source: the annotation of a GenBank genome assembly